GUGCCAGGACGAGCGCGCUGUGCCCGCGGAGAGAGCGCGGCGCGGGAGGCCGGCGGCCAGCCGGCUGCAUGGCGCGCUGCGAGAGGCUGCGCGGAGCGGCCCUGCACGAGGUGCUGGGCCGGGCGCAGGGGGUCCUGUUCGACUGUGACGGGGUGCUGUGGAACGGCGAGCGCGCCGUGCCGGGCGCCCCGGAGCUGCUGGAGCGGCUGGCGCGGGCCGGCAAGGCGGCUCUGUUUGUGAGCAACAACAGCCGGCGCGCGCGGACCGAGCUGGCCCUCCGCUUCGCGCGCCUCGGCUUCGCGGGGCUGCGCGCCGAGCAGCUCUUCAGCUCCGCGCUGUGCGCCGCGCGCCUGCUGCGCCAGCGCCUGCCCGGGCCUCCGGGCGCGCCGGGCGCCGUGUUCGUGCUGGGCGGCGAGGGGCUGCGCGCCGAGCUGCGCGCCGCGGGGCUGCGCCUGGCUGGGGACUCGGGUGACGACCCGAGCGCAGGGGACGGCGCGGCCCCGCGCGUGCGCGCCGUGCUCGUGGGCUACGACGAGCACUUCUCCUUCGCCAAGCUGAGCGAGGCGUGCGCGCACCUGCGCGACCCCGAGUGCCUGCUCGUGGCCACCGACCGUGACCCAUGGCACCCGCUGAGCGACGGCAGCCGGACCCCUGGCACCGGGAGCCUGGCCGCUGCGGUGGAGACGGCCUCGGGACGCCAGGCCCUGGUGGUGGGCAAGCCCAGCCCCUACAUGUUCGAGUGCAUCACAGAGAACUUCAGCAUCGACCCCGCACGCACACUUAUGGUGGGUGACCGCCUGGAGACCGACAUCCUGUUCGGCCACCGCUGUGGCAUGACCACCGUGCUCACACUCACAGGAGUCUCCCGCCUAGAAGAGGCCCAGGCCUACCUGGCGGCUGGCCAGCACGACUUCGUGCCCCAUUACUAUGUGGAGAGCGUUGCAGACUUGACAGAGGGCUUGGAGGACUGAGCCCACUGCACCUGCAGCCACAGGCCCGCCCCUCCCCACGCCCUGAUCCUGUAGGUCACGAGCCGUGUUACACACCACCGGCUCCUUGGCCCAGUUCUGCACGGGGGUGGGGCUGGGACCUGGGGAAGGUUUGAGGGACCCUUGCAACCCCCUCCCAGCAGUGGCUGGGCACUCUUUGCUGCCCCAGAAGCUGGUCUCCUACAGAUUCAUCUUGGCCUGACCCAGCCAGGUGGACUUAUUUCCUGCCCUGUCACCUCCCCUCCUUGAAAUCUGGGCCCUGGUGCCCGCUGAAGAUUUCCUCUAGCCCUGAGCACUUAGUCUUCUCCCCCUUCCCUGGGUCUUCUAGAGCUCUCUCUGCCCCUCAGGUCCUGGCCUUUGGGUCCUUGUCAACCAGAGGUCUAGGGAACCACAACCCUUAUUGUCCUGAGUGCCGGCAAAGGCUAAGUGAUAGUGACCUCAUCGAUGUUGGGUCCUGUGGGGUACCAGUUUAGGUUCCUAAGUAACAGUGACCCUUUUCGUCCUGGAGCCCGAGUGGACCAAUCGGAAGCCUAAGUGACGAUGACCCUCGCAUGUCCUAGGUCCCUGGGUGGACCCGUCAGGACCCCAAGUGAUAGUGACCCAGUGGUCUUUUAGAUCCUCAGUAGAACAAUCCAGAAGCCUAAGAGACAGUGGCCCCUUGAUAAUCUGGGUCUCACGGGACCAGCCAGGGGUCCAGGUUUCAGUCCGUAAAUAACAGUGGUCCAUGUCCUGAAGACACCCCUCCUCUACAAAGACUGGGAUGCUCUGGGGCUUCUGUGGCCAAGCCCCACCCUUUCCUGGUCAUGGUACCCGUACAGUGUUGAUGGCCACAGCUCAAAGGGGGCUUUCAUGUCUCCCUGUGCAGUCAGUGUUUGCAGUACCACCUCUCUCCCGUGCCCACUCUCAGCUAUUUAUUUAAUUUAUGUGUGCCAGUGACGGUGGGUGGGGGCUGGGCCUUCCCCGCCACCUCCACCCCUGUUGUGACCUGUCCUUCCGUACUUAAUAAAGUGCGCGUGGGAGUGUU
Molecule: messenger RNA, 2013 nt
Organism: Cercocebus atys (sooty mangabey)
Lineage: Eukaryota; Metazoa; Chordata; Mammalia; Primates; Cercopithecidae
Gene: PDXP
Product: pyridoxal (pyridoxine, vitamin B6) phosphatase
Exons: 2
Coding region: 69-971 (300 amino acids)
Cellular component (GO): cytoplasm
Molecular function (GO): pyridoxal phosphatase activity
Source: RefSeq, a predicted model, not a curated record